UGAAGAAGAAAUGUCCUGUGACUUGAAGAUUCGCUGAUUAAUUGUUUUUUGUUUGAGUUCUGAUAAAUUUAAUCAGUUUAAUCAAAAUUUAUUGAUACAAAUUAUCGUAACUUAUUUACAUAUUUCAUUGUAACUGCAAAAAUACGUGCUGACAAUGAUUAAUACAGGGAAGCUUGCUGGUCGCACCAUUUUCAUCACAGGAGCUAGUCGAGGAAUCGGCAAAGCAAUUGCACUCAAGGCAGCAAAGGAUGGUGCGAAUAUCGUCAUUGCUGCCAAGACAGCGGAACCUCAUCCAAAACUGCCGGGAACUAUCUACACUGCUGCCAAAGAAGUGGAAGCAGCCGGAGGUGCUGCGCUGCCAUGUGUGGUGGAUGUGAGGGAGGAGGCACAGAUUGCCGCGGCAGUACAACAGGCAGUGGACAAGUUCGGAGGGAUUGACAUUCUCAUCAACAACGCCAGCGCCAUCUCCCUCACCAGCACUUUGGACACAGAUAUGAAGCGAUACGACCUCAUGCAGAAUAUCAACACUCGAGGGACGUUCCUAGUAUCCAAAGUAUGCAUCCCCUAUCUGAAGAAGAGUUCCAACCCCCACAUUCUGAACCUCAGCCCCCCGUUGAAUUUGUCCCCUCACUGGUUCCAGAACCACGUAGCGUAUACCAUGGCCAAGUACGGGAUGUCCAUGUGUGUGCUCGGCAUGGCGGAGGAGUUUCGGGCUGAAGGGAUCGCUGUCAAUGCUCUCUGGCCAAAGACCGCGAUCCUGACAGCAGCAAUAGAGAUGUUAACGGGUCAGGAGUCUGCGCGACACUCACGCAAACCUGAGAUUGUCGCAGAUGCUGCGUACGCAAUACUCUGCAAGGACUCACGCAGCUUCACCGGUCAGUUCUGUAUUGACGAGGAUGUGCUGAGAGCAGAAGGUGUCAGCCAGGUCCAGAUAGACCAGUAUGCCUGUGAACCUUCAAAUAAGGACAAUCUGAUGCCGGACUUUUUCCUCGACACUCACCCAGACACAAUUGUUUCAUCACACAAUGUAAAGAUAGAUAAAUCCAAGACGGAAGCCAAACCAGCUGGGGAAAAGUCUGACGUUGAUGUGGAGAAGAUAUUUACUGCCAUAUCAAACAGCCUUAACGAGGAAUUAGUGAAGAAAGUGCAGUCCAUUUAUCAGUUCAACCUGACUGGUCCUGAGGAGAGAAACUGGUUUCUUGAUCUCAAGAACGGAGUCGGGUCUUGUGGCAAGGGCAAAGCUCCUUCCACUCCCGACGCAACCCUCGCAAUGACAGACGUCAACUUUCACAAACUCUUCUCUGGCAAUUUGAAACCAGCAGCAGCGUUUAUGACAGGAAAACUGAAGAUACACGGAGAUCUGAAGAAAGCAAUGAAGUUAGAAAAACUCAUGUCGUCUUUAAAAUCCAAACUGUGAUUUGGAAUUUGAACAUGGUGCACGCUCUACUCCCUUUUCUUAUAAUAUUCAAUUGUAUACUGAAGGUGCUGUCACAUUUGAGGUUGAUUAAGCAUAAUUUAAUUAAUGCCAGGUUAAAUUAAAAUACUUAUCCAUGCAAUGAAUUAGAAUUUAAAUUGAAAAAUCAAUAAAAUGUGGAAGCAAACAAAUAAAUAAUUAAUGUUGGCUCAACCAUUCAAUCUUAUAAGUAAUUGACAAAUCGGAUCCAUUGUGUUUACCAUAUUACUAGUGUUCUACUUUUUAAAAUAAACUACCAGAUUUUUUAUGCUGAAAAAAUUAUAAUCGACCACUACAACUCAGUAAUCUAUUAAAGUAUUUUAGUAUUAAUUUUGUGUUUUGUUACUAUAAGUAAGUUAAUUCUUAUAUAAUUUCUCGAUUUUAUUACUGCCAAAUUAAUCAACUUGAACCCAAAAAUCAAAGACUGAUGCAAUUAAUUUGUAGCCACUUGCUAGUGAAAGUCUAUUCAUACAAGCAUAACAUGCGUUUGAAAUUCCAGUUUAAAAAUGUAGCCAUGCAAUUUGAUGCUUGCAAGACAAAGGGGCGUAAGUACAUAUGAUAAAUGUACUCACGCCCCUUCAACUUGCACGCGACGAAUUGUUUAGCUAGAUUCAAAAAAGCUACUUAUUGCAUUUUAUGAAACUGGAAAUUCUAACUCACCCUUUUUGAGCCAAGUUUGAGUAGGUCCAGGUGGCGACUUUAUUGAUAUGUACUUUGUAUUAAUUAAUUUACGAUUUGUAAGUACGGUAAUAAAGUAUUUAUUCAUAUUAUUAAAAGUAACAAUUUUAACAACUGUAAAAUUAUAAAUGUAUUCUUUUGUUAUACGUAAUGUAGAAUUAAAUAUCCUUUUGGUACUGAAUAUUGUUGUAUACUUUUAUAUCACUGUUAAAAAUAAAGUUUAUUUUAUUAUAA
Molecule: messenger RNA, 2365 nt
Organism: Macrosteles quadrilineatus (aster leafhopper)
Lineage: Eukaryota; Metazoa; Arthropoda; Insecta; Hemiptera; Cicadellidae
Gene: Hsdl2
Product: hydroxysteroid dehydrogenase-like protein 2
Exons: 8
Coding region: 155-1417 (420 amino acids)
Cellular component (GO): mitochondrion
Source: RefSeq, a predicted model, not a curated record